Molecule: messenger RNA, 1894 nt
Organism: Drosophila obscura
Lineage: Eukaryota; Metazoa; Arthropoda; Insecta; Diptera; Drosophilidae
Gene: fok
Exons: 2
Coding region: 391-804 (137 amino acids)
Source: RefSeq, a predicted model, not a curated record
CGGCUCUCAGUUUCAGCCGAGACUUCCACAAGACAAGACUUCCGAUGAAUUCUUCAUAAAAAACUGCAUUAAGAGUUCAAUGCGAAUGUAAAAGAAAAACUGGCUCAUACCUUGACGGGGUAUUCGACACAGACAAAGACAAACACACAAGCAAACAAAAAAGUGCAUAAAUUCGCGUAUUUAACAAAGACACUGCAAAAACAAAGUGAUUCAAAACAGAGUUCAUUGCUCGCCGCAAGAGAACCGAACCCUAAAAGAGAGAAAAAGACAGAGAAAGAGAGACAACACAGUGAAACGACCUCGCACAACGCGCGCCAAUAGCGAAAAGGAGAUAGACAGAGAUUUCGAUUACCACCCACAAGGAAAACCUUUUAGACACCUUUUUCCAUUAUGGAUGUUUGGGGCUUUUGUGUCAGCGAUUCGACCAUGUCGUAUGGCGGGUCCAUGCGCAGCGGCUAUUACCGCGACUACGAGCAGUUCCCGUAUGGCACACUGGAGUCCUCCAGCACAGCAUCCUCCUAUGCCGUCAAGGAUUCCUACAGUCGCGUCCAAGAGAAAUUCAAGCAAACAAAAACCGAGAAACAGCUGCGAAAGGAUUGCCCCUUCUGCAAGGAGCACAAGAAGCGGCCACUCAUCAACUACAUGCGUAAGCGGCAGCAGAGAAAGCACCAUGACAGCAUCUGUGAGGAUGAGGAGGAGAUGCAUGAGCAUGAGCACGAGCACGAGGAUGAGGGGAUGCAGCAGCAGCAGCAGACCCCAACGCUGGCGUCAGUCCUGCCCACGCAGCAGAGCUGCAAGGUGUGAGAGAGACACACGAGGAACAGCGAGUGAGGGAGAGAGCGAGACAACUACACAGUACAGACGGAUACGACAGAAAAAGCCAAACAAAAACAACAAUUGCAAUUCGCAAUGCCAUAUUUAACUGUAAAAAGGAAAAAGCAAAAACAAACAAACACACAAAAGAAAUGGCCCUGCCUGUGCAAGCGGCAAGCGACGAGCGAGCAAGCGAGACAACUAUAAUAAUCAAAAUGCAACUGUACCCUUCCCACAGUGGCGCUCCAGCAUUUCCGCGUCUGAUGACGAUGACCGACACACACAAAAUACACUACCAUUUACAAGUGAAAACAAGCCCGAAAAAACUUGAUACCAAUUUACAAGAACGUUUACUCUUAUUAUUAUGUCCCCCCUAUACUCUUCGUCUUAUAUAACAUUUUUUUUUUUAACCUAAAAAGAAAAGGAAAAACAACCAAAAGCCUGCCUGCUCCCCUCCGCUUUGACCUUAGGCAAAACGAAAAAAAAAACGUGUGAAAAAAACAAGAGAAAAAAAAUACAGUACACAUUUACAUAACAAGGGAAGCAAAAAAGAUGUUACCAGAAAACCAUGAAAAAUAAUUUUCUAUUUUGCGUACACGAGACUGAAGUAGAAAAUGUUUAAGCAACAGAUAAAAUUUGUGUUUAGUUUUUCCUAUAAUUUCGCCCAAAAUUGGAUCAGUUACAGGAAUAAUCUACGCGUAUAGCUACAUAUAUAUUUAGAAAACCAACAAACGAAAAAUCGGAAGAAGAAAUGCUUCAUUGGCGCCAUUUAUACGAGUAUAUAUGCUUUGGACCCCCGACUUUUUAUUAUAUCCUUGUCUAUAUUAGACAUUCCUAUGUAUUUAUUGUAACAGAACAAAAAAACAAAACCAAACUGAUCAUUGCACAGUUUUUUUUUGGGUCAUAAUAUAUUAAUGUUGAAAAUGUUUCAGAAAGUUUAUGCAAAGUUAAACAAUGCUUUUUUUGUUAUUACAAGUACCGAGAAAUAAACUAAAACAUAAAAUAUAAUAUAUGUACUGUAUACGUAUUACUUAAAGUUCAGACCCCAAAAUACUGUGCAAAUCAACAGACGGAACGAUUA